UAUAACGCACCGCAUUACUGUUGAAAACUUCGGCGAGUACAGUUCGGUCUCGAUCGAGCUCUCGCUGUUGUGCGUAUUUCCCCUAUCGCAAUAUUCGACCUGGUUGGUGUAAAAUAUCAGUGGCUUGGUGGUAGUUAACUAGCAGCAAGCGAACAUCGUUUUGGUGAAGUGAAAUUUACCGUGGUUUUGAACGGCAAGGCAAAGGCCUUCCCGCUGGUGAAACCAACGCGUGUGUAAAAUCUCGCAAACAGGGUACGCUUCUUUGUGUGUGUUCGAAAGAGUUAAUAUACUGCGUCCGAUCUGUUGUAAGCUGCGCCGCUAUUUUGGGAGGAAAAUUGUUGCAAAAGGGCAAGAUUUUCAAUAAACAGCUCACACCACAAGUGAGUGAAAAUACAACAACGCAAGCCAUAAACGUCAGUGUCUCUACGCAAACUAUAAACAGGUUACGCCCGUUACGAGGUUACCCAUCCUAACCUCAAAUUGAAGCUUGCUUGAAAAAUAAAGAGACGACAAAACCCCGCACACACAAACACAUGCCCGUGCGCUUGCGUGAGUCGCGUGGAAAGGGCCAUCGAAAAACGCCUGUGUACGGUUGUGUGGUAGUAGUGGUGGCAACAAAGAACAGUGCGCACCCGUGUGUAUGCGUGUAUGAGUGCGAUCGCCGCAGUGCGUGUGUCGAAAGCGAACGAUAAAGGGAGCGAUGCAAUCGCGUUCUAUUUUAUACAAAAAGUAUAAAAGGGCGUGUUGAAAAUUUGACGACCGUCUCGGAAGGGUGUUAGAAAGUACGGAAACUCUGCCGAUUAAAUUUUACCGAUCGAAACGGGUGCAAUCACGGGUGAAUGACUGUGAACGAAGCAGUGAAGGUUUUAUUUGUGCCCGUAACGCACGACGCCAUCUUAGCAAAAAACAAGGGAUUCGCGACCCGUCUCGAAUCGUUGUGCGGGGCUUGUCAGAUUGACAAGUGAAAGAAGCAGAAGCAGUGCGCGUGUGUAUACAAACAGACCAGCAGCAAGCCGAAAACAUUUGCAAAACAAGCGUGCGUGCAUUUUAAUUGUGCCUCCCGUGGUGGUGUGUGCGCGAAGCAAUAUUCACAAGCAAUUAGUAAAAUGGGUGCUCAGGUGUACAACCAGACGAUCGAGCGGCUGCACUAUUCGCCGGUGCCGCCGAUCAAAAACUACAAACGACUGUCGCCGGCCAAAAGCCUGCUGAACCGCACCAAGCGCAAUCUGUUCGGUUCGGUCGAACCGAAAGCAUUCAUGGAGUACUACAAAAGUCAAAUGCAAAAGGCGAGCGAGGAAAAGCGGAAGAAAUGGAACUUCAACUUCAACCUCGAAAAGCCCCUGGACGGUCCGCUGCAGUGGGAACCGGUGGGUACGAACCGUGUUCCGGUGGUCACGUUGACGCAGGCCGCACACGUGAUACCGGGCACUAGGCGACCGGCGGGACUGGAGCGUAGCAGUAGCAGCACCAGCAGCAGCUCGGCCGACAUCCUUUCGUCGGACGAACUGAUGGACCAGCGGGCGGAACGUGCAAACCGGGGCAGCAGUGUGGAGUCUCUCGAUGGAUCGCUCUCGUCACUGUCACCUGCCGAAGAGGAGGAGGAAGAGCAGGAAUCGGUCCAGACGUACCCGAUAAUGCCCAGCUCGCCCAAGAAGAAGAGCGCGUCGCGCAGCCAGUCGCCCAAACCGUCGUCCUCGAAGGGUUCGAAAUUGCGACAGCCACAGAUUACAGAAUUUUUGAAAGAACGCAAGCGUCGCCUGUCGUCCACUGUUGCGGUGGAGAAAAUAUCCGCCAAAAAGGUACGCAUGAUGAUGGCAGCUUCUUCCUCGUCGUCCGAGAAUGGUGAUGCUGCUGCCGGUGGUCCGCAGGAGGCUUCUGCAUCGACAGCAAACUAAAACACUUCAGUGUGCCAUCUGACAUGAGAGAAACCUCUGGACCAUCGAAACACGUUACUUUCCUCCACAACAGCACCCAGCGGACACUAUUCCACGACUGUACGCCGACGAUGUCAGUGUAAUGCGACAGUGUCGGAAUAUAGGGUAUAUUUGCUGCACAUUACUCUCUGGCAAAAGUGUGCGAGCGCUCGCGGAAACCGUACUGUCUGUGAAUAGUCGUAACAGUUAUUUUUUUACUCUUAGUAACUCUUCAAAUGUGAGCUAGGAAACACUUUAUGUGUUCCGUGUUUGCAGCAACCAACGACAGCAGCGGUACCUUUUAUUUGGUAUAGUUGUUUUUGGCUUUUCUUAUAUUUUUCGAACCAUAUUUACACCAGAAUUUUGAUAUUUACGUUAGUUCGGGGUUUAUUGCAAUGCUAAUAUUGCAUUCUUUCGAAAUCCAUAACUAUAGUAAUUCUUAUAAGUUUACCAGUUUGAUCGUAUAUACACACACAACCCCCGCAAUAUUUUCCUUUUCGUUGGUCUGUGGUUACUUUUUAUUGCAAGAAGUAUCUCUCAGAUUUUUUUUUAUUUUUGUAAUUGUAUAUUUAUGUGUAUGUACAUAUUAUUAGCUGUAUUUUUUGAAUAAGUACUUUAUUUGAGUUCGCAAAUUACAAAUAAAUUAAACAUUCAUAAGAAAUUUGAAAAAGCUGUAGGGUGGCAACAAGCAUCGUACGCUGUUUUGUUGAAUUAUUCAAGCUUUCAAUGACCGAUGAAUCAAUCCGUAGACACAGGAGAUGGAAAACAACUUACAAAAUACAUUGUUUUGCGUCUUCCGGUGUCUGAUCUAUCGCUUGAAGGAAGCUUGACAAUGAAACAGUAUACAAGGCUGUGCAAUUGAAUAGAAAGGAACAUGAAUGAAUGACUUCAGAAGGGAUGUUGUAUUACAUUGUUCUUUUACGUUGUAAAAAAAUAAGCUCGAUUAAUGCUAUCUUAAGGAAAAUCGUUUCCAGUGCUUAAACCAUUAUAUUAACCAUAAAUGUGUUGAUUGUUCGGUUUAGGCGGAAACGAUUUUUUUAGGCUACAAUACGGCACGGAACGUUCGAAAAUAUACUCUUAACAUUAAAGUUAGACCAGAUCUGCAACAUUCGCAUGUUGGAAAAGUGAUCUCAUACUAACGCAUAUGCAAGAAGUAAUGUUGUUUUCACGUAUACAGACACACACACAAACACUUGUGAUAAUGCGUUAGUUAUUGAUAAAUGUUUUUAGCACAGGCGUUUCUCUGCUUUCUUUACUUUCCUAGUCUUUUUCAUUAUUCUUUUAUUUUCUUAACGAAUGUGCUUCAAACUAUAAAAAGAAUCCCACAUCGUCGAGCGGGUAUUUUGUAUAAUAUAAUAAUUCUUCGUCUAAAUGCCUAAGUAUGAUUUAAGAGGAGCAAGCUAACAGAACACUCUAGUAUGUAACUUCUCGUGCCAAAUCGAGAGUGGAAACUGGUGUAAAAUUCGGAAAACAUUUACGUUUAUGAUGCGAGGGUGCGCACAACAAAAGGCACGAUUUGAUUGAUCUGAAUUACAGGAUAAAUCAAAUCGUUCCUUUUUCUAUCGAAGCCCAAAGCAUUGCAAAAGAGUAUUCUGUCGGGAUCCAACAUAGGGUGAAACAACAUUUAUCGUUACCAUAGUCGAAUAGAAACAGUGGGCAGUAAUGAUAAGCGUUGAAAAUAUCGUCUUGAAGAGCAAACAAAAAUAAAACUACAUAAAAAGAAAACAAUACAAAAAGUAACAACGUAUAUCCUCAAACGACACAACAAAAAAGUAAAAAUAGCAAUAUAAAGAUAAACAGUAAACUCUCCUUUCCCUUCACUCUAUCACAUCUAGUGAUUUCUUACCCAAAAUUAAUAAUUUAUACCGUAGAAGUUAUAUUUUCUCAAAGAAAGUUCAUAAAAUUAGGAAACCUCCGAUUUGCUUUAGGGAACACUAAACGAUGUGUUUAUACAAAGGAAGCAAA
Molecule: messenger RNA, 3878 nt
Organism: Anopheles merus
Lineage: Eukaryota; Metazoa; Arthropoda; Insecta; Diptera; Culicidae
Gene: dap
Product: cyclin-dependent kinase inhibitor 1B
Exons: 3
Coding region: 1107-1895 (262 amino acids)
Biological process (GO): regulation of cell cycle
Cellular component (GO): nucleus
Molecular function (GO): cyclin-dependent protein serine/threonine kinase inhibitor activity
Source: RefSeq, a predicted model, not a curated record